This is a messenger RNA of Aspergillus ibericus CBS 121593, 1699 nucleotides long. RefSeq names its product putative flavin dependent monooxygenase. The record is from RefSeq and is a predicted model, not a curated record. Lineage: Eukaryota; Fungi; Ascomycota; Eurotiomycetes; Eurotiales; Aspergillaceae. Gene Ontology annotation, molecular function: flavin adenine dinucleotide binding; N,N-dimethylaniline monooxygenase activity; NADP binding. The transcript is spliced from 2 exons. The coding region runs from base 210 to 1682 and encodes 490 amino acids.
GUCUCAAUCAUUUAUCAGCGGUUAUCAGAGGAGGAUGAAUAGAGCGCAAUGUCGGAUGAGCUGUCAAGCACGGCAUCCAUCACACGGUUGAUGCAAUCGUCAUUGGAACGAACUAGGAGCUUAUCGGCUCCCCUCCGACAUCUGAAUGGAGCCAGACGAGACAUGAUUCCCUUCACUUCACCCCCCCAAGUCACAGAGUCCACCCAACAAUGGCACUUUCGAAUCCAAUCCGUCGGAUAGCCGUCAUCGGGGCUGGACCAUCGGGUCUCGCUGCGGUCAAGUACCUUCUGGCCGAGAGAAGCUUUGAGCGGGUGGAUGUCUUCGAAAAGAGAAGCUCAGCUGGUGGUGUCUGGAAUUACUGCCCAGGGGUCUUGAAGGAAAACUUGACAACUGCGGUGCCACAGCUGGAUCCCAACAAACCGCUCGAGGAGCCGCUAUGGUACCCUACAGGCGGGCAGGCGAAGCCUCUCGAGCCCGUCUUUGUAUCCCCGCUCUAUAAAACACUGGACACCAAUAUUCCCAAGGAAUUGAUGGGAUACAGCGAUAAAUCAUUCGAAGCGGACUCGCAGGUGUUUCCGAAGCAUUCCUCAGUGAAGAAGUAUUUGGAAGAGUAUGCCGAAGACAUCAAGAACGUCAUUCAUUUUGAGACGCAAGUGGUGGACGUGAAGAAGACGGGAAGUGCUGUCGAUCCUUGGUCCCUCACAACAAAGAACCUACGGGACGGAGUCGAAAAGACACACUCAUACGAUGCCGUGGUGGUCGCUAGCGGGCAUUUCGAUGUUCCCUAUACGCCGGAUAUCCCUGGAGUCCAGAACUGGAACACGACAUACCCGGGCGUCAUCUCCCAUUCGAGGCUCUUUGACUCCGCAGAGCCUUUUCGUGGCAAGAAAGUUAUUGUGGUGGGGACCUCGGCUUCCGGGCUCGAUAUUGGCAAUCAAAUCAACGAAGUCUGCAAGGGAAAAGUACUGGUAUCUCAGCGAACCGAGUCGACUUUGCACCCCUCUACCCCGUUAGACAAGGUCUAUCAUCCUCAGAUCGUGGAGUUCCUGCCACCGGGUACCUAUAAUAGAGCAGUGCGGUUCACAAACGGACAUAUCGAGCAGGGAAUCGACGCCAUCGUUUUCUGCACGGGUUAUCUCUACUCCUUCCCUUUUCUGUCUUCACUUGACCCUCCUCUGGUAACCGAUGGCCGCCGCACCCUGAACGUAUACCACCAUCUCUUCUAUAUCUACGACCCAACUCUUGUUCUUCCUGUCCUUCCACAAAGAGUGAUCCCUCUCCCACUGUCGGAGAAUCAGGCCGCUGUGUUUGCCCGCGUCUGGUCAGGCAGACUCAGUCUGCCAUCUCAAGACGAAAUGAAAGCCUGGCAUGACUCGACCGUCGCCGAAAAGGGAAAUGGGACGCCGUUCCACUUGCUCCCUUUCCCACUGGAUGCUGACUACAUGAAUUUCUUGCACGACUGGGCAGCCAAGGCUCCACCUGUGCAAGGACUCGAGAAUAACGGGAAUGGCAAACAAUGUAACUACUGGGGCGAGAGACAGCGUUGGAUACGAGCACGGUUGCCUGAUAUUAAGCGGGCCUUUCUGCAAAAGGGUGAGGAACGGGGCUCUAUCAAGAGCCUGGAGCAACUCGGGUUUGACUUUGGUCAGUGGAAGCAGGAAGAAGUGCGAGCACAUAUAUAGAUCCUACACUUUACUGG